This is a messenger RNA of Caenorhabditis angaria, 850 nucleotides long. NCBI's taxonomy places the organism in Eukaryota, Metazoa, Nematoda, Chromadorea, Rhabditida, Rhabditidae. The record is from the annotation of a GenBank genome assembly.
AUGUUCAGAUAUUAUUCUAUAUUUCUCAUUGGAAUUUUUAUCGAUGCUGCUCCAAGUGAAAAACGAGAAAGUGCAAUUGUGCCAAUUUUUGGAAGUUUGUUGAGUUCUGCUUUUUCGAAAAAAAAUUUAAAUUGUUUUAGAUUAUAUGACAAUUGAGCCCAUAACUUUUACAUUUACGACUCCGAUUGCACGAACAUUCCCAACACUAGUUCCAUCAAAACCGAAAUUUGUAUAUGAGGUUCAAACUCCAAUUGUAUCGGCACAAAAUUAUAAAUUUGUGAGUUUGGAAAAAACUUAGGUUCGAAAGAAUCAUGGAAAGUCCUCAACAGUUUUUCACUGUAAACUCUAUUAAAAAGUUGCACAUUUCGAAGUUUGAAGCUGAAAGUUUAUUUACUUUUUUUCGUCGAUCCGAAAUUUCCUGAUUGUGUAUUUUUUAACUUUUUUAACAACCAUAACUUCGGAAAAUUGAAUUUUUGAGAAUUUCAGAAAAUGCUCCAAAUUGGUAAUCAAAAUUAUUUCUUGAAAAGGUUACGGUAAUCUGAAAAAAAUUGAACAAAACAACUGAAUUUUAGAAACUUCAAAAGUAGUAAACGUAUAUCUUUUUCAGAAUAACAUGAAAUCUUCAAUGCAACAAGAUGCUUAUGCAACCUAUAGAUCACUUUGGAAAAACUUCAAAGAUACUUGGAACCAAAUGCAAAAUGAUAUCUAUAGUUCUCCUCGAAUUCACCAAGAUUGGCGUCAAUUUUGGCGCGAUUUUUCGCAAACCAUCGAACCUUAUGUAAAACCGAUUUCAGGACAAUUAACCAGUAUUUUUAAUGUAUUUUUAAAACAUCAACAAGAAAAAGAAUAA